CUCUUGGAGGUGGACGAGGCAUUCAUGCCCAGAGAUCAUUCAGACGACGAAAUUAUCAUUUCAAGAUCUGGCUGUGUGUUGUGUCUGCGGUCAAUGGGAAUUUGCCACACCAUACCAUCAGCUGCAGUCCUCCCAGAGGCAAGAAAUUCCAUGGAUACACUAGGCUUACCACCCUAUCCAGACACCGAUGAUACGAUCCUAUUAACGUGGGAAGAUCGGUAUGAAAGCUUAAAACGGUUGGUCGAAGGGGUACCAAGGAGCUACAUUUGUACUCGCUAUGGUCAAGAGGUCUCUUCGAUUCGUAUCACGAGGAAUUUACCUUAUAUGUAA
Acaulospora colombiana is the source of this 330-nucleotide messenger RNA. NCBI's taxonomy places the organism in Eukaryota, Fungi, Glomeromycota, Glomeromycetes, Diversisporales, Acaulosporaceae. The record is from the annotation of a GenBank genome assembly.